CCGGAAAUGCGUGUUCUAGCUUUCUGUGUGCUUAGGUGCCCGAGCUACUGAGGGUCUAAGUCCGGGCAGCCGAAGAGUGUGGUAGGUAACGGUCGUCAGCGCAAGGGUCAUUUCGUCGCUGGGAAGGGACGGCCCUCGCCCGCGGUGAUGGUGGUUAGCAAGAUGAACAAAGAUGCGCAGAUGAGAGCAGCGAUUAACCAAAAGUUGAUAGAAACUGGAGAAAGAGAACGCCUCAAAGAGUUGCUGAGAGCUAAAUUAAUUGAAUGUGGCUGGAAGGAUCAGUUGAAGGCACACUGUAAAGAGGUAAUUAAAGAAAAAGGACUAGAACACGUUACUGUUGAUGACUUGGUGGCUGAAAUCACUCCAAAAGGCAGAGCCCUGGUACCUGACAGUGUAAAGAAGGAGCUCCUACAAAGAAUAAGAACAUUCCUUGCUCAGCAUGCCAGCCUUUAAGAUUGAAUUAGAUUGUGUUGUUGUGGUUUUAUUUCUGAAAGUAAAACUUGCCAUAAAUUAGAAAACAAUUUCCCAAAAUAAAAUCCUUUUUUGUAUGAUGGUAUACAGUUUUCAGUAAUGAUGUAUACAUUGUAUUGAUUUUUUUCCCUAAAUGUGUUAUUUUAAUAAAUAUCUCAUGAAUGAGUUUGAAGUUUGCUUGGAUUUUGAAAUGAAUGGGACUUUGUCUUUAUUACUAAUUCACCAAAUUUGUUGAGAGCAAGAGCAAUUAAUGUAGUGUAUUUAGUAUGUACAGUUCUCUAUGUUAACAGCUGAGAAGUAAGCAACCUUUUCUGACUGCAUAUGGUGUAUUCCUCUUUUGAGUCCCCAUAAUAUUUUAUAAAUUGUAAUGCCCCAUCUUGUACUACAGUUGUCUUAUUCAUAUUGUUUAUAAACUCUGAGGGUUAGGACUGGGUCGUACUCAUCUUUAUGUGCCUUCCUUAUGCUUCAAAGAAUUUACCAUCUAAUGGAAGAGAACAUUUGCAAGUUGACUCCAUAUCAAGCUCCUUCCACAUACUCUACUCAUCCGAACUUUGAAUGCAGAAUCUUUAAAUUGCAUCCCCACAUACUAAGGUCAAGAAAGAACUUAAUGGGAAGUAAUCUGCACCCAUUAGCUUUACCCUGACAUCAGGAUUGCCAAAUCCAAUGGACUCUUGUCUAUUCUUAUGUGACUUCUGCUGGAAAAUGCGAAUGUUGACCAUCCUGCCACUUGGAACUCUCUUCCCACUCCUCACAUUGCUUUUUCUACCACUGGAAGUUCCUUCUGUUUCUUGUGGAGUACCUUUUGCUGUCUGGGACUUGUAGAUAAUGGUGUUUCCUAGGGCUCCCUCCAGGGCCCUCUGCCUCACUACCUGGAUAUACUUUUCCUGGGCAAAUCCCAGGAAACUUGCGUCAGACCGUGACUUCAAAUACAGGUUGAUAAAUUUGUGUCUCCAAACCAAACUUCAUCCUAGACUCCAGACCAGAGACCCAACUGCUAUGGAUCAGCUUUUUAGGAUAUCCUCACUUCAAACUGACCUUACCUAAAAUAAUGACUUUUUCCCGCAAUAACUGCCCAUGCUAUAUUCCGUAUUUCUGGAUGGUACCUCCUCCCUAUAUAGAUUAUCUGAGGAGCUUACCGAAAUGCUGAUUCUGAAGAUGAGGGGCAUGACUUAAGAUUCUGUAUUUCUGCCUAGUACCCAACUGGUGCUCAUGCUGCUGAUUGAGAACCACUUUUGAGUAUAGCAAGGCUCUAAAUGAUCCACUGCAUGCCCUCGUAAUUGUCUUAGUUCAAGUCCAGAUUAUUGCAGUAGACUUAGUAUUUCUUUGCCGUAGUUGAUUUGUGCCCCCUCCAGGAUCUGUUCCACCCUGUUGCCUACGUGGCCUUAGUAAAAUUCAAGUCUGGUUAUUUUAUUCCCCUGCUUGGAAUUUCUCAAUGUAGAAUGAAACUCAUUCAGCAUUAACACCUAGGCCCUUCUUGAUCUGACAUCUUGUACUAAAGAAUCCCCACUAUAAAGUUGUUUCAUCCCUAAGUACCUUUGAAAAUCUGUCAACCUAGAAGCCCGCUUUCUCAUUUGUUUCUCAUCCUGUUUGCCCUUCAAAGUUCAGCUUUAGUUGCUAAAACAUUCAGACAGUCCUCUAUCUGACCUAGAACCCACCCCACCACUGGGGUUUUUUUUGGGUUUUUUUGUUUGUUUUUUAUAGGAAGCAGCUAUGCGUAAUUCCUCUUCAACACAGUAGUUCUUGAACUUUUGCAGGCCUCUCCUGGGGAGAAGGAAAUGGCUUCUCUGACUGUAUGAUGCUUAUUUGUGGAUGAAUGGGCAAGGGAACAAAUGAAGGAACAAACAAGUGAAUGAACAGUAUGGGAGUAUGAGAAAAGGUAUAAAUUGGGUAUAGCUGAGAAAAGGAUUCAAAUUGAUCUUUGGUUCACUGUCCAAACACAAUUUCAUCUUUCUGAUGAAUUUAAAGUGUAGUCUUUGAACCAACUGGGUUUAAUUAUGUAAAGUUUUGAGCCUGAGACAAGCACACAAUCUCAAAACCUACCCAAAUGAGUUUUUUGUUUCACUUCAUCUCUUGUAAAACAAUGUUCUAAAGCAAGUGAUAGGGAUGCUCAUCAUUCUGCUACCUGUCAUCACAAUGAAAACAAUCAAAUAGUACACAGGAAAGGUGAGAAAUAGAGGAUAGUUCUUAUUUCAUAGUACUGUAUAUGGAAAUAAACCAAAUUUGCUCAUAGAGAUGCUAUUUUAUUACCUCAAAAAUAUAUAAAAAUGAAAACAUGAAAAUAUUUUAAAAUGAGAUUUAAAAAUAACUGAAUUGAGAACAUCACAGCAAUUUAGAAUACUAAGGAGCAUAGCUUUAAAAUGAUAGUGCUGAGAACUCCCUACCGCUACCCCACCACCUAUAGGCUUCUUUGACAUCUUACAAAUGUUCUCUAGUUUGUAUCUAGAAUCACUUAUAUCUUUCAAAUAAACCAACUUUGUGAACA
Messenger RNA from Chlorocebus sabaeus (green monkey), 2953 nucleotides. It is a transcript of the gene ENY2, whose product is annotated as ENY2 transcription and export complex 2 subunit. Gene Ontology annotation, biological process: positive regulation of DNA-templated transcription; mRNA export from nucleus. Gene Ontology annotation, molecular function: transcription coactivator activity. NCBI's taxonomy places the organism in Eukaryota, Metazoa, Chordata, Mammalia, Primates, Cercopithecidae. Gene Ontology annotation, cellular component: SAGA complex; nuclear pore. The record is from RefSeq and is a predicted model, not a curated record.